Messenger RNA from Zea mays, 1359 nucleotides. RefSeq lists its product as uncharacterized. Bases 329 to 1216 code for a protein of 295 amino acids. The record is from RefSeq and is marked provisional. The transcript is spliced from 8 exons. Lineage: Eukaryota; Viridiplantae; Streptophyta; Magnoliopsida; Poales; Poaceae. Gene Ontology annotation, cellular component: cytoplasm. Gene Ontology annotation, biological process: organelle organization.
UGCUCAGCUUCUCACCUCCCAGCUGGGCUCCCCACCCCUCUCGCUCCCUGUUCUAUCCUCUCGUUCCCUCUGCAACCUUCUCUCUCUCUAGCUUAUCCCGAUAAUGGCUGCCUCGAGCAGCACCACCUAGCUAGCCGUGCCCGCUCCACGCAACACGUACGUACGUCCGCUGCUCGGCGUCGGUUCCGCCUCGUACAACAACCACACUUUGCAUUGAGCCAGGUCGUCCAGCUUCUGAGGAGGAGCGGCAGCACGCACCUGGGCGCCGGCCCACUGCUGCAGCUGGGCUGCUAGCUUGAGCUGAGCUUGCCGUUGGGCGCGCGCGUGCAUGGCGCCCAAGAGCAGGCGUGGGAAGGCCAAGGGCGAGAAGAAGAAGAAAGAUGAGAAAGUUCUCCCUGUGGCCAUUGACAUCACUGUCAACCUCCCGGACCAGUCUCAUGUCAUUCUGAAGGGUAUUUCAACGGACAGGAUCAUCGAUGUGAGGCGGCUGCUCUGCGUCAACACCGCCACGUGUGCCAUCACAAAUUAUUCUCUCACACAUGAGAUGCGUGAUGGUGCGUUGAAGGAUGCCGCUGACAUUGCUACACUAAAACCCUGCACUCUCACAUUGGUCGAAGAGGAGUACAGCGAGGAGAGCGCGGUCGAGCAUGUCCGGCGUCUGCUGGACAUCGUCGCUUGCACCACCUGCUUCGGCCCAGCGCCGCCACCUCCUCCUCCGCCGUCCCCCAAGGACGCCGAUGCCGCUAAGGAGACAUCCAGCUCCAGCUCCACAUCCAAGGCCGUCGCAUCCGCCUCCUCGGGUGGGCGCCGCACGGCCUCACCGCCGCCGGCCUCGCCGUCCUCCGCUGCCGCGAAGGAGUCGUCAGCCGCAAAGGAGGCAGCAGCCAAGGAGUCCGCGGCUGCGGUAGAGCUGGAGGCCGAGAUGAGCGGCGCGUGCCCUCGCCUCGGCGCCUUCUACGAGUUCUUCUCACUAGCCAACCUCACGCCGCCACUCCAAUUUGUAAGGCGAGUGUUGCAGCCUCGACAGGAGGAACAGCCUUCGGAUGACCAUCUGUUCUUUCUUGAGGCAAAGCUAUGUAGUGGGAAGUUCCUUGUUGUUGAAGCUCGGCGAAAGGGAUUCUUCAGUCUAGGAAAGCAGCGAGUCUUGUGCCACAACCUAGUCGAUCUUCUGAGGCAUCUUAGUAGAGCAUUUGACAAUGUUAGUCUAUCUCCUUGAACUUCUGGAUUUUUUUUCAUUAUUGCUAAUAGUACUUCGAAUGCUGAAGAUAUUUGACCUUGUUAUUCAGUGCCCACCUUGGAGUUAUUACUUAUUACUAUUUUCUGAAUCAUAUUCAUAAUUCAAGGAGGAUUUGAGGAUCU